Molecule: messenger RNA, 1323 nt
Organism: Juglans microcarpa x Juglans regia
Lineage: Eukaryota; Viridiplantae; Streptophyta; Magnoliopsida; Fagales; Juglandaceae
Product: 2-alkenal reductase (NADP(+)-dependent)-like
Exons: 5
Coding region: 144-1172 (342 amino acids)
Molecular function (GO): oxidoreductase activity, acting on the CH-CH group of donors, NAD or NADP as acceptor
Source: RefSeq, a predicted model, not a curated record
CGCAUUUGUGAGCGGGGUUGACUGCUGAGUACAAGCAAAACGCCGUCUUCUCAAUCGAACUCCCAUAUAUGUCACAUUUUUCAUCGUCUGGGUUGCGUGCGAGAUAGUGUUUUUUUGUCACAGAAAUUUGAGUCGUCGUUGCAAUGGCGGAAGUGGACAACAAGCAAGUCAUAUUCAAAAGGUAUAUAGACAGACUCCCCGAAGAGACAGACAUGGAGAUCAAGGUCAGCAAGAUUAAGCUCGAGGCUCCAAAAGGGUCGGGAGCUUUUCUGGUCAAGAAUCUGUACCUCUCUUGUGAUCCUUACAUGAGGGGUCGUAUGCGUGAUUUCCGUGACUCAUACAUCCCCCCCUUUGUCCCCGGUCAGCCCUUGGAAGGAUUUGGCGUAUCCCAAGUUAUAGAUUCUGAUAAUCCAGAUUUCAAGCCUGGUGAUUUAGUUUCAUUGAUUACUGGCUGGGAAGAAUACAGCUUGAUUCACAGAACUGAGCAGUUGAGGAAAAUUCAGCCAGAUGAUAUUCCUCUCUCAUAUCAUGUUGGUCUUCUUGGUAUGCCAGGUUUUACUUCUUAUGCAGGAUUCUUUGAGGUCUGCUCCCCUAAGAAAGGGGAAUUUGUCUAUGUAUCUGCAGCUUCUGGAGCCGUUGGUCAGCUUGUUGGCCAACUUGCUAAGUUGCAUGGUUGCUAUGUAGUUGGAAGUGCUGGCACAAGCCAAAAAAUUGAUAUACUGAAGAAUAAACUUGGAUUUGAUGAUGCUUUCAAUUACAAGGAAGAACGAGACCUUGAUGCAGCACUGAAAAGGUACUUUCCGCAAGGCAUUGACAUCUACUUCGAUAAUGUGGGUGGGGAAAUGCUGGAUGCAGCACUUCUUAACAUGAGGAUUCAUGGCCGAAUUGCUGUUUGCGGGGCGGUGUCCCAGCAGAGCUUCUCUAAGCCACGAGGGAUUUUUAAUGGGUUCAAUCUCAUAUCAAAGCGCAUCAGGAUGCAAGGAUUCCUGCAACAUGAUUACUUACACCUAUACCCUCGCUUCUUGGAGGAUAUAAUCAGUAACUAUAAGCAAGGGAAGAUUGUUUACAUUGAAGACAUGAAUGAAGGCUUGGAUGGUGCUCCAGCUGCCUUUGUUGGGCUAUUUUCUGGCAAAAAUGUUGGUAAGCAGGUCAUUCGAGUAGCCCAUGAAUGAUUAUUGCCUAAAAUCAUUUACAACUAUUAGUGUUAUUCCUCUUUUGGGGUAUUUAAUUCUUGGAGUUUUAGCCCCCAUUAGUAAAGGACUGGACUAACUUUCUUCUAGUUGUGAGACCAGAAUAGGGAUUUUGAAGUGAAUUUAGAGCUUC